GGUUGAAACAACGAUUGCCAACGUGACGUUUCACCAGCGUCGUUAAAACUAUAUUCACAUCACUGCUCUCGAGAGUGUUAAGACUGCUUUGCUUUCCCACAAGAAGAAAUGGCAUCGUUACACGUAGAGAAAAAAGCGAUGUAUGGCCAUCAAAGGCAGGGUUCUGAUUCUGCUGCAUUUAAGGAGCUCACAAAAAGAGAUGCUCAAAUCCAACUAGCAGUUGAACUUGAAAAACUUCUCAGAACUUGCUCGGAAUCGAAUCGCGAAGGAACUGAGAGAGAAUUUGGUGGUUUUCGCCGACUGUUCGUGAGAUUUCUUUUAGACCCAACUUCAUCUGUUCAGUGGGAAAAAAUAGAAAAACUUCCUGAUGGAGCAGUGUGUGAUUAUGAGAUGCUACCUACUCCAGCAUCCUCUCAAAUACGGGGAAUGUUGGACAAACUUGUUGUUAUCAAGCUGAAUGGUGGACUUGGGACAUCAAUGGGCUGCCAAGGGCCGAAAUCAGUUAUUUCAGUCCGAAAUGAUCUAACCUUUCUUGAUUUGACUGUUCAGCAAAUUGAGAAUUUAAAUAAGACAUACAAUGCAAAUGUGCCACUAGUCUUGAUGAACUCAUUCAAUACAGAUGAGGAAACUCAAUUAAUCAUUCAGAAAUAUACAAAAUUUGAAGUCCAAAUCCAUACUUUUAAUCAAAGUAAUUACCCGCGAAUCAACAAGGAAUCUCUUAUGCCUAUAGCCAGAAAUUGUAGCACUGCUGCAGAUAUGGAAGCUUGGUAUCCUCCUGGUCACGGCGAUUUUUACGAGUCAUUUUAUAAUGCUGGUCUAUUGGAAGAGUUUAUCAAACAGGGUCGAGAAUAUUGCUUCAUCUCCAAUAUUGAUAACUUGGGCGCAACUGUCGACUUAAAUAUUCUCAAUAUGUUGUUAAACCCUGGCGAAGAUGCCGGCAAACCCAAGGAAUUUUUAAUGGAGGUUACAGAUAAAACCCGAGCUGAUGUUAAGGGUGGUACUCUAAUUCAAUACGAAAACAAAUUGCGCCUGCUGGAAAUCGCUCAAGUCCCAAAGGAAAAAGUGGAAGAUUUCAAGUCUGUCAAGACAUUUAAAUUUUUCAACACUAACAAUCUGUGGGUCAAACUACCUUCCAUUAAGCGAAUUAUCGAGAAUGGCACAUUGGAUAUGGAAGUAAUUGUUAAUCCAAAGACCUUAGAUAAUGGGGUGAACGUUAUUCAACUAGAAACUGCUGUUGGUGCUGCCAUGAAGUGUUUCGAAGGGUCAAUUGGCUUAAAUGUACCUCGUAGCCGGUUCUUGCCCGUCAAAAAGACUUCCGACUUGCUUUUAGUCAUGAGCAAUCUCUACAAUUUGAAGUACGGAAGUCUCUCUAUGAGUCCUUUGAGGAGUUUCCCAUCAACGCCGCUCAUUAAACUUGGAGAAAAUCAUUUUGCCAAAGUUCGUGAAUUUCUUAAGCGGUUUGCUACAAUUCCCGAUUUGCUAGAAUUGGAUCACUUGACUGUUUCGGGAGAUGUAACGUUUGGACGGAACGUCUCUCUUAAGGGUACGGUGAUCAUUAUUGCCAAUCAUGGAGACCGUAUUGAUAUUCCGUCGGGGGCAAUUUUAGAAAACAAAAUUGUCUCAGGUAAUUUGCGCAUAUUGGAUCAUUAAAAUUUUUCAGCAGUUAUUAAUCAAAAGAGUUGCUUGUAAUCUUGUUAUAAAGCUAGUCUUGCCAAUAUUUGAAUAGCAGAUCUGUAGUCAUUUGUAGCAAUAGAAAUAUAUUCAAUAAAUCAUUUACAAGUUGUUAUAGAA
Molecule: messenger RNA, 1791 nt
Organism: Daphnia pulex (common water flea)
Lineage: Eukaryota; Metazoa; Arthropoda; Branchiopoda; Diplostraca; Daphniidae
Gene: UGP
Product: UTP--glucose-1-phosphate uridylyltransferase-like
Exons: 12
Coding region: 109-1650 (513 amino acids)
Biological process (GO): UDP-alpha-D-glucose metabolic process; glycogen metabolic process
Cellular component (GO): cytoplasm
Molecular function (GO): UTP:glucose-1-phosphate uridylyltransferase activity
Source: RefSeq, a predicted model, not a curated record